Molecule: messenger RNA, 1512 nt
Organism: Dichotomopilus funicola
Lineage: Eukaryota; Fungi; Ascomycota; Sordariomycetes; Sordariales; Chaetomiaceae
Product: mitochondrial Protoheme IX farnesyltransferase
Exons: 2
Coding region: 1-1512 (503 amino acids)
Biological process (GO): heme A biosynthetic process
Cellular component (GO): mitochondrion; membrane
Molecular function (GO): protoheme IX farnesyltransferase activity
Source: RefSeq, a predicted model, not a curated record
AUGCGGCCGCCGAUCCAGCGUCUCCAAUUCCGGCCGGGCCUUCUCGACAAUGUGUGCUGGCAAUGCACGCACCGCGCGCUGCGCCAGGCCGACCGCACGUCAAACCCCGCGCGGAAGACCUUGUUUUCCUCGAAACCGACUCUCCCCCGCACAUCUGCCAAUGUCGCGCCUGCGCUACCGCGACACCGUUUCAAGGCCGGCUUCUUCCUCUCGAAUACCCUCCUCGCCCGCACCAAUGGCACUUCGGCCAGCCACGAUACCGCCUCCGCAGUAACAAACCCUAACUCCACAACUACGGCGGCUGCUCCCACAAACUCAAUGGCCACGUCCCUCCCACCCGAUGCGUCCUCUCGCCUAGCCGACACGGCCGCCCGCGCGCCUCCCACCUCACUCCGACGCACGCUCUCUUCACUCCUCUCCCUCUCCAAACCGCGACUCACCGUACUCGUCGUGCUCUCCGCCAUGGUGCCCUACGCGCUCUACCCGGUUCCCGCCUUUCUAGCCUCUCCCGCCCUCGCAUCAUCCGCCCCAUCCCUGUCCCCGCUGACUCUCCUUUUCCUUACCACGGGCACGACGCUGUGUUCCGCCGCCGCCAACGCGCUCAACAUGCUGUACGAACCCGACACCGACGCCCGCAUGAGCCGCACACGCACGCGCCCGCUAGUCCGCCGGCUUUUGAGCACCCGCGCUGCAGUCCUGUUUGCAGUCGGGUGUGCGGUCACAGGCACCGCUGCGCUGUAUCUGGGCGUGAACCCCACUGUCGCGUUUUUGGGCGCUGCGAAUAUUGCGCUGUAUGCAGGCGCGUACACCCCGCUGAAGCGCGUGUCAGCGUGGAAUACAUGGGUCGGGGCCAUCGUAGGUGGGAUCCCGCCCCUCAUGGGCUGGGCUGCGGCUGCAGGGGAGAGCGCCACGGGCGACGGGACCUGGCGCGAACUCUUGUUUGCCAGCGAUGGGUCGAGCCUGGGUGGCUGGCUUUUUGCCGGCUUGCUGUUUACCUGGCAGUUCCCGCAUUUCAUGCCCCUCUCGUGGGGCAUUAGGGAGGAGUACAAGGCGGCUGGGCUGCGGAUGCUGUGCUGGGUGAACCCGGCGCGUAACGCACGUGUUGCGCUGCGCUACAGCCUCGUGUUUGUCCCAUUAUGUCUGGGUCUAUGCGCCGCCGGUGUUACCGAGUGGAGCUUUGCGGUCACCAGUCUUCCGGUGAACCUGUGGCUGGUGCGCGAGGCGGUCAAGUUUUGGCGCCACGAGGGACACAAGGGCAGUGCGAGGAGCCUGUUUUGGGCCAGUGUAUGGCAUUUGCCGGUGAUCAUGGUGUUGGCGCUCGUGCAGAAGAAAGGGAUGUGGGCGAGGGUAUGGCACAGUAUCACGGGGUCGCCGGAGGAGGGUAAUGAUUUGGACGACGAUGAAGACGAUGAGGAUGAGGACGAGGAUGAAAAGGAUCCCGAAUGGAUCGCCAGCCCCCGGGCCGGACCCACAGCCGGAAAUGUGGGGCUACCGGAGAACCCACGGCGGUAA